CGCGAUAGGAGGAGGUCAGGGGUGAGUGAAUUUGUUAAAGUAUUUGAGUAAGACUGCCACCGCAGCACGCGACAGAACCUUCAGUCGAGUUCUAGGUACGAUGAUCGUCAAGCUGACGGGCCCAUUGUCACGUACUGUGCACAAUUAACACAGUUGACUCGCUAAAGAAAAGCAGUUCUGAAAUUUUAUGGAUAGAUUGAACUCGGUCCUGAUGUAAUGCUCGCGCUGAUUGCUGUUCUUGGUUGUUGUUGUCGCUUGCAUCUCGCUAUCGCAACUGGCUGUGGGAGGAGUCUGCCUCCAGGAGGAUGUUACCAGACAGCGGACCUGCCCGACAGAAUGGGAAAGCAAGUGUAUGCUAAGUGCGCCGUCUCAGUUGAAGUCAUUAUGCUCGUAACAAUACUUUGAAGCGCUAGAAAGGAUCAUCACGUCGGAGUGAGACGGGGAUGUGUGACGUGGGAGUGAUGCUACUGAUGUCAGUCAUUGGUCCGAAGUCCAUGUAGAAGCAAGGGAGGGAGGGAUAGCUGGCUGGCUCUGGGCUGGGGAAUCGAGAUUUGGUGAUCAGCAAUCGAGAGGGAGUGAGAAGUAGGGGGCUAGUAGCGCUAGACCAACAGAUGCGCUUUGCAGCCCGCUGGAUGUAACCUGUGGAGAAAUGGGAGGCUCGCUCGUCAUCGCCCCUGCUCCCACAAUAUGUCUGACAGACACAUCGUCUGCUUCAUAAACGCAUGCACGCAGUGGAGUGCGUGUGACAGAGUUUGUCCCGCUGACUUAGUAAGUGACAGGACACUCGAGUAUGUCUGUUAGAAACGGUGGGUGGGUGGGUAAGGGAGCAAAAUCUGAAGCCGUGGCUGUCGAGGCGAGGUCAAGAGUUCGUCCCAUGGCUGGUGGCGACUUGGUCAUUUCCUGCGGGCAGAGAUCACCAAUUGGUCGUGUUUCGCCAGGGUCUGAUCGCUCGUGUUUGAGUCGAACGAGGAGUUUCGAAACGUGUUUAGGCAGUAGUAGAGUUUUUAGAGUGGUAUUGGCAUUGAGAAGAAAAGGAUUUGCUGGAAGAGAAUGCGAUCGGAAGAGAAGAGUCGGUUGCGCUUUCGGAGGCGGUGGGUCAGACACGGAAUCUUGUAAUGUGGAAUUGCCGGUACUCACACUCUACGAGCUGUUAGAGAUAUCUCAGGAAGUCGGCCUUUCGGAAAUCAAAACUGCUUACAGGCAAAUGGCGCGCCGUUAUCAUCCUGAUGUGUGCCCGCCGUCCGCGAGGGAUGAAUGCACCAAAAAGUUUUUGCAGGUGCAGGAGGCCUAUGAAAUUCUGGUAGACCCUGACUUGCGAGCCGAUUAUGACUUUCGGCUUCGAAAUCCUUUAUCCGUCCAAGCUCUUACGUCAGGAUUCGCUUGCGAUCGGAGAUCUGGACAACGGCGGGGAAGAGUUACCCGUGGCGAGGUCGUUGCCAAGGAAGCAUGGAAAGCUCAUUGGGAAGAGCAGGUGGGCGAAUUGAGGAGAUCGGGUCGGCGGAAGCCGGGCUCGUGGGCUGAAAGAAUGAGGCAGCAACGCGAGGAACGGGGAGAAGGUCCUUCUUAGGGCACACAUAUAUACCAGCGCUAUUAAUCACUUCCCGAAUUCGGUCUGCUGUGUCGUGGUGGUGCUAAUGCUGCAUCGUCUACAACAACCUCCAGCUCUCUCAUGCACAUGGCCGAACCUUACAGAUUGUGUCAGGGCAGUGUUCCUGUGGCUAAAGACUUAUGUGCCACUUUGUUAGGACCUCGAUCCCGCUUUCGAAGAGUUGUUUAAGGAUUUUGUUUGCCACCCGGCCGGAGUUUCUCCAAAGAAAGACCACAGCUCGAAGGAUGAACGGAUCCUCUUGGGGUAUUUAUCUUUCUCUGCGACAAAAGCGGUACUUGUACACACAGAUACAAUUAGUCGCGCCAUAGUUCAUGUAUGGUGCAAAACCCCGCUCCUUGAUUAAUCAUGUGUACACAACCCUGAAGUUAAGCACAAAUGUACAGAUAGCGGAUCUUUUAUGGGCGCAGGGCCCAAACAAGGAUGGAGACAGAAUAGUGUCCCGCAUGCAAGUCAUUCAUCACUUUUCUGAACUCAAGCAGACUGUAGUUGAUUUAUGUGCGGUUGGCGAUGUGGUCUCGCUCUCCACCAAAAGAGUGUUAACAGGUAAAUGGUAAAUGGAACGUGCGUGAGCUUGACUUUGGACUGAGCAUGGUGGUGACAUUUUCCGGCCUGGAAAGUAGUGGCACUUGCUGAUUCUGAUGGCGAUGAUUCCAACUUGCUCUUCAGGCUUGGCGGAUGGAGCAUGCACAAUUGAAUUAGGAAACCUGUGAAUGGUAGUGAUGCCAUAUAAAUACCUUCUCAUCAGGUGCUCUUGUUCAUACAGAUGUACUGACGAACUGGUGACGUGUUCUCACCAAAUAUAUUCUUCCUGUGUUUUGAGACUCCUCGUAAACACUUGUUACCUCUCGCUGCUAUCUUGACACUAAUUUAGAUUGGAGUCUCUUUGAUAAAAAACUUUUUUUUUCUUGCAGCUUAGUUGCGAACGUGACCUCCCGGCUUUCUCGCUUCUGCCAUUCUGCCGCCGUUAUCUUCUUCACGUUUCUCAUGUUUAAUGAGGAACAUUAAACAUGAGAAGCUGGUGAAGUCCCGAACUGAUUGCAUGUGGGAAAUCAUUGUAACUUAUUGAAGUUUUGGUAAUGUGGACCAGGUAGCUAUACCGAACGCUAGCCGCCACCACGCAUGAAAUUAUAGCCCGAUAUGUAAAACUUGACUAGAAUGUUCUUGUUGGCGCGAUGGCUGGAUGAGAAUAUGCAGAAUCUAGCUAAACAUGGCAAAUUUGUUGUCAUGUUUGUCAUACCAUGAUCAUCUCCAGCAACAUGAUCAUCUCCAGCAACAGUGCAUAUUCUAUCAUUGAAUCGUGAAGGAUACAAGGCUCAUUUUCUUGUCUCUUGGAUAGUCCAUCUAUCGUGGAGUGUUUUGCCGUUGUUUUUGGAAACCUUUUUGCAAACCUCUAUCUAUCUCAUGUGUGGCGGUGAAGUACGUUAUUCUACCGGGUAGAAACUUUCAGAUGGAUUUACAAAUCUGCUGUUGACAGAAGUAUUUGCCAAGUUGUAGCAUAUAUCAGUUAUAAAGUUGUGGGAAAUAGUGGGUUGUGCUCUUAAUAGAGCAACCUUGCUAGUUUACCAUUUACCAUAUCAUAUUACUAGCACAUGAUGCAAUUAGUUUAUAGAAACACCUUGAUAUUUUGGUUAGUUUUUGUACUCGAAAUCAGAUGGAAGUCAAUCUGAAAAAAUGAUCUUUGAUUUUUUCAGAUUGGCCAUUAGAUCCAAGUUCUCUCUCUUUUACAAGGGAUUAGAAUUGGAACAAGUGAAAGUUACAAAUAUUUAGGUAUUGAUUUUUCUCAGAAUUAUAGUUGGGCACUUUGUGUACAAAAGAGAAUAGAAGCUGGUUACAAGACUCUAUAUUCAUUGUUGAGGAUGAAGAGCAUAUAUUUCUUAUUUGUACUAGAUAUGCAGAGAUUAGAGUGACUCAUAAUAUAGAUGUAGAGAAUUUUUAGUCUUUGUUACAGUUAGUUUCUUUUGAUUUAGGUUGUUAUAUUAAGGACAUUAUUAGUUAUCAUUCUAGUGCUCUUGGCACUAGCUAGGGUUUGGCAAA
Molecule: messenger RNA, 3643 nt
Organism: Marchantia polymorpha subsp. ruderalis
Lineage: Eukaryota; Viridiplantae; Streptophyta; Marchantiopsida; Marchantiales; Marchantiaceae
Source: the annotation of a GenBank genome assembly